UCACCGAAUACUGUUAUACAUUUUUGCAUUUAUCCUUGUGCGCUACAACGUCAUUUCAUACGGGUUCAUAUAUUUAGUCGAGGACAUUGAAAAGGAAAAUUUCAUAGUUUAGAACACACAGUGGUGAACGAAGGACAACUAAAUAAUGAAAUUAUUUUAUUUUGCAUUAGUGCUAGGAUUAGUAACACUAACGUCAGCUAACAUUAAUGGCCCCUAUCUGCUUUGGGGUCAUGCCAAAGUUGUAAAUCUUCAACCAGCAGCUCUGGUCGAAGCCAGUGAAAGUGAUUUUUCCGAUUUGUUUCGUGAUGCAAAAGCUAUUGUGAUAUUUGUACGCAACAAUACCAGACGCUUGGAGUCGCAGAAAUAUCCCAAAUUUCAUCAAUUGAUCAAGGAUAACUCCUGGUCGUAUUUGCCACAGCACACCUUGCUUGCGAAUCCCUUCAAUUACAAUGCAAAUAUUGAGGUCAUCAAUCUAAGUGGUCCUGUUGAGGAAAGUGAUUCGGAAAUUGUUGGUGGCUUUGCUGAUGCCUUAUCCAUUUACGGUGAAGGUGAAGUUUUGGGAAUCUUAGCAAGCCGUGAAGAAGAAGCUCAUUUCAUUGCCAAACGUGAGGCCGGCGAGGGCGAAGGAGAUGCUGGGGUUAGUACCACUUCCUCGCCACCGGGCCCCGAAGAAACUGAGGAAAGUUACAUUUAUGUAGCCAGUGGCGAAAAAGCUGUUCUCCAUGUUAACGCUGCCCCCGAGUUGUAUAUCCAGCACAAGAAUCUUAGUCUUAAGGAACACAACAAGGAAAUAACUUUUGAUGAUCAAAGAUCAAAGGGAUAUGGCCGUUUGAGUAUAAUUUUCAAAGUGGAUGAUGAGAAAGUAACGCUGCGAUUUAAUUUCACUUUGAAAUAUGGAACAUGGGCAAUGAAAGCCGUGGAAGUUCGUUACAAAGAUAACGAAACUGUGCUGCAGGUAGUGGGACGACAAUACGAUGUACCUUCGGCUCCCUUGAAAUUCUCCUAUCGUUGUUCAUCACGGCAUUUGUUGUUUACGAAUGGAAAUGAUACAUUGAAGAUAAAGGAUUAUCAGGUUCAACCCUGGCUAGAGGGUGCUUUAAAGUUUGGUGAUGUCUACGAUUGUGUAGGUUUCACCACCGCACCCAUAUGGGCGGGUGUUUUGGUUACCCUAUUCCUGUGUGGCAUUUUGACCAUUGGAAUCUUGGCUCUGAUGGAUAUUAAGACACCCAAUCGUUUCGAAAGUUCACGCAGCAAACAAUUGACCUUUACAGUACAAGAGUGAAGCGUCCCAGGGAAACCAUAGUGGUAAAGGGGCGAAAAAGCCCACGGCAGUGUGGCCAGCACCAACAUGUUUGUUCCCAUGAUAGUGGGCAUUAUAAAACCGUUACUACUACUGGCGUUGGCAGUGCAAAUAUUUCUAAUCCAAUCUUUGUUCAUUUGUAUAGUAUUAUAUAUCUAUUUAUGUUGUUUCUAUUAGUGAAAUUAACCAACCAAAAAAAGUAAGGAAACAAAAAC
Messenger RNA from Stomoxys calcitrans (stable fly), 1515 nucleotides. RefSeq lists its product as uncharacterized. Gene Ontology annotation, cellular component: proton-transporting V-type ATPase complex. The record is from RefSeq and is a predicted model, not a curated record. Lineage: Eukaryota; Metazoa; Arthropoda; Insecta; Diptera; Muscidae. The coding region runs from base 146 to 1282 and encodes 378 amino acids. The transcript is spliced from 4 exons.